This is a messenger RNA of Sciurus carolinensis (gray squirrel), 1872 nucleotides long. RefSeq names its product glycerophosphodiester phosphodiesterase domain containing 4 (gene Gdpd4). The transcript is spliced from 16 exons. The coding region runs from base 1 to 1872 and encodes 623 amino acids. Gene Ontology annotation, biological process: lipid metabolic process. Lineage: Eukaryota; Metazoa; Chordata; Mammalia; Rodentia; Sciuridae. Gene Ontology annotation, cellular component: membrane. The record is from RefSeq and is a predicted model, not a curated record. Gene Ontology annotation, molecular function: glycerophosphodiester phosphodiesterase activity.
AUGCCUAAGAAAUUGAACACAGUUAAGCCCACUAGAAGGAACACAAGAGGGAACACGAGAGAGAACUUGAGAGGGAACGUGAGAAGGAACACAAGAGGGAACGUGAGAAGGAACACAAGAGGGAACAUAAGAAGGAACACGAGAAGACUGAAAGACAAUAAUCAUUGGAUUAAACGUAUCUUCAAUCACAAAUGCUAUGUCACCUUCCUUACUGGCUGCUACAGUUAUGACUGGGAAUACAGACAGUGGAAAAAAACUGAGCUUGGAUCCUGUUGCUGCUCUCGGAGAGAGCAAUACUUUCACAUGUUCCUGGUAAUUUCAUUUUUCUUGUCUGUGAUUUUGCUGUUCGUGUGGGUAGAAACCUCCAAUGAAUACUUUAACUUUGACUGGGUUGUUUAUCUAGGAACAGGAUACUGGCUCUUCUGGUCCAUUUUUUUGCUGAGUUUAGCCGCAGUCAUGGUUGCCUACUCUACAUUGCUGUUGAUACUUGGAUCUUUGUUGCUUUGGGAAAGGAUGGAACUGUACCUUCACACAUGUCAUAAGAUCCUCAUUAUGCUAAUAAUUCUGCUAUGCAGCUUUUUACUGACUAUUUUAACUAUAUUCUGGAAAGAUAAGUGGCUGAUAGCUGGACUGUCACUGCAGGUCUUUGCUCCUUUUGUGCACGUGACCAGCAUAACUGUGAUGGUUAUCCUUUCCUGGCCUUUGGCUAUGUAUAUGGGUCGUUUGGAAAGAGAAGUUAGAAAAAGAAGACUCAAGAUAACACGUUAUGAGAAAGAAAGACUCAAGAGAUGUAAUAUAUUCACAAGGUUAAGAGCUCUACAGUUGGCUGCUGGAUUGCCCUUUCUUCUUAUCCUUUUAUGCCUCUAUGCGAUGCCAUUGGGGAUUUAUUCUCCCUGCAUUCAGGAGGAGGAGGAGCUGGGGCCUAAGCCUGUCUUCUUUGCACACAGAGGUGCACCCAUGGUGGCGCCCGAGAAUACUGUGAUGGCCUUUGAGAAAGCCGUUGAACAAGGGGCAUAUGGGCUGGAGACUGAUGUAUACUUAAGUUUUGAUCAUGUGCCUUAUCUCAUGCAUGACUAUGACCUGAGACGAACAACCAAUAUCAAGGAAGUUCUGCCUGAAGCUGCCUUUAGACACCCUGCCUUCUUCACUUGGGAUUUCCUAAAGACUCUAAAUGCUGGAAAAUGGUUUAUAAAACCAGAGCGCAAACCAUUUUUCAAUAUGGGACCUAUAUCAGAGGCUGAUAAAAAACGAGCAAGCAACCAAUCAAUUCCACAACUAGUUGAUUUAUUGAAAAUUGCAAAGAAGGAAAAAAAGGUUGUGAUAUUUGAUCUUUUUGGUCCUCCACCAAAACAUCCUCUCAGAAACACAUUUGUUCGUGAAGUAGUAAGGGUGAUCCUUGACUCGGAAAUUGAGCAACAUCUGAUUUUUUGGUUACCAACUCAUGACAGGGAGUAUGUCAGGUAUAAGGCUCCUGGUUUUCAGCAUGUGGGUCGUUUACUCUCCAUUGAAUCCCUAACAAAACAGAAUAUCAGUAUAAUAAACGUUGACUACAAGAGGUUAUUCUACAAUGGGUUGAGAGAUUAUAAAGCAGCUAACAUCAACAUCAACUUAUACAUCGUCAAUGAGCCUUGGCUAUACUCACUGGCCUGGUGUUCCAGGAUUAACUCAGUGACCACAGACAACAUUCCACUCCUGAGUCAGCUUACUCAUCCUCAGUUCUUCAUGACACCAAAAAACUAUCUGUUUACAUGGCUUUUCACAGAUAUUGUUUCUGCAAUUAUCAUUAUUUCUAUAUUUUAUUUUCAUUGGUGGAGAGAAUUUAAAAAAGAAAAACUGCGGGAAAGCGUCAGCACUACCACAGUCCAUGAUUAA